Symphalangus syndactylus (siamang) is the source of this 8637-nucleotide messenger RNA. It is a transcript of the gene NEK10, whose product is annotated as NIMA related kinase 10. The record is from RefSeq and is a predicted model, not a curated record. Gene Ontology annotation, biological process: regulation of cell cycle G2/M phase transition; protein phosphorylation; positive regulation of MAP kinase activity. Gene Ontology annotation, molecular function: protein serine/threonine kinase activity; ATP binding. Lineage: Eukaryota; Metazoa; Chordata; Mammalia; Primates; Hylobatidae.
AUAAAAGAAAAAUCAUAUGUUUCCAAAGGGCUCCAUUUAACAUCUCUGUGCAUGAUAUGUCUGCUUUCCUUUGCUCAUUCGCAUCUUUGCUCUUUCUUCAUCUGGCUGUUUCUCUGACACCUGGUUCAGGCUUUGCCAAGACUUGGCAUCCACAUUCUUCUCUCAGGCCAGGUCCUGCUUUAGCCAAUGCUUGUCACCCUGUGUCCUACUUAGCAAACCCUUUCCUCUUCGGUCUGUAAACAAACUGCAUACUCUUUUACGGAAUGGCCAACCUUUGGCUUUCCGAGCUUUAGGGAAAUUGUUAUUUUCAAAGCACUUUCUACCACAUUUUUCUCCUCCUUCCCCCUCACUCUUCCCAAUCCUGCCCCCUUGCUACAGUACCACUCUUGAGGCUUGCUGCACAAUGUACCUCACCAAAAAGAGGGGCAAGGAGUGAUUUUUGGCUAUUUUUAUAGUAGCAUUUUAAUGUUUUUAUUAGAGAAAAAAUGGUAUUUCUGCUUGAAUUUAUCUCCAAACUUUUCCUUUUGGUUUUGCACCUGUGAGACUUUGGAAAGUCAUGAGAUUAGAGGCUAUCCAGGGAGUCUUGGGGAACAGCAUAGCAAUGCUAAUAAUAAUGAAAAUAGCAGACACUUAUUUAGCACCUUAAUUCAUAAAUGGCAGGGAUGGGACAUGAACCCUGGUAGUCUGGCUCUAAAGUCUACAUUGUUCUUGCUUAAGUAAAUGUGUUUAAGAGCUCAUGUGUUUGGUAAUCCAGCCCUGAUAGUUUUUGUUAUAUCAACCACAUUUACCAGAGAACUAUAGCAUUUUUAUCUGCUUAUACUGGAAAAUGAUUUGAUGGCAUAUAAAAGCCAAAUAAUGAUAGUUCAUAUUUAGGGAACACUUUCUAUGUGCCCGCUGCUUUACCUGCAUUACCCUGCUUAAUAAUUACAACUCCCAUUUUUACAGAUGAGGAAACAGGCACAAAGAAAUCAAGUGACUUUCCCAAGAUCAUACGGCUUCCUAAUUGGUGAAGUCUAGUUCUCAACCCAGACACCCCAUCUUUGCAGUGUGUGCUUCUAAAUACUGAGAUACCUGUUAAAUGACUUGCAAAAUUAAGUCUGUUCUUUCUUAAAGAGGCAAGCAAGAUGGCUAGGCAUACAGUUUGGAGCGUAGUGCCCAUUCUUUCCCACUGUACGUCCUGUGAUGUAACCAUAAUAUCAAAGACUUCUACUUUUUGCUUUUACUAUUUCCUUCUCCUAAAUUUCUUUCUUAUAAAAUCUCACCCAUUUCCAAGACCCAACUCUAAUGAUAUUACCUCCAUAUAGUUUCCAUUCUAGAGGUGAUCUCUGUCUUCCCAAGGCUCCUUCUUUUACUGCUGUGGCAUUAUUUUCUCCUGUGUUUUGGAAACUCUUGUUUACACGUCUUAUUUCCUGACAAGAUCUUGUAUUUCCUAAUGCCAGCAACUUUGACUUUUGCCUCUGGUUCACUAUAUUUGAUGAGUUCUUGGCCAGAUUUUGCUAAAUUGAAUUGUGACUUGAGAAUUGGGUCACCACAUGAGGAUGUAUAACCUCCUAGCCAGGGCAAAGAAAAAAAAAACAAAAAAAAACAAAACAAAAACCAAUACGGUUUUUCUGGCUCUAAUUUUCCAACUUUGAAGUUUAUGCUGACUUGAUCUCUUGUGUGCCCUUUCAACACUGCUUGCUUGAUAACACUUGGUAGGCUUAAUUAAAGUUAAUUUAGUCAUUUUUUCUCCCUUUAACCAAUUUUCGAAUUUGCAAUCUGUUGUGGGACAACUUUACAUGGCGUAUAUUUUUGUAAAAUCUUUCACAUGUACAAAAAUGCAUACUUGUAAUGCUUGAGUUAUUCAGAAAAUAGAUGGUGCUAAAAAAAUAAAAAUACUGUCAAUUUAAUGAAGAUCCUUAGGUUUACAAAAUUAAUGCCUAAUUGUGUUUAUAAUUAUAAAGUUUCAUUCAUUUGUAAUUUUGAAAUAAGAAAUGUUACCCUGUUCUCCUUUUGUUAAAAUAAUGUGGAGACAUUUAUAGGAGAGGGAAGAUAUUGGAGAAAAUAACUCAAGUUACACUUAUUUAUACUUUGCUUGUUCCAGAAAGAGUCAUUAAGAGCUUAUAAAGAGACAGAAAGUAUGAUAGGUUGUCAUACAUUAAAACCAGAGUCCAAAAUAAGAGGAAAACAAGGGUUGGGAGCAAAGUAGAGUUGGGGUCAAGCAGAAAUGCUCGACAAAAUAUACACAUGGGCAACAUAUUUGGUUCUGAGAUUUUCAGUACUCAAUUUGAAGAGUGAAACCUGUGAUUAAGGCCCACUCAGCUGCAUUUCUGUGCUAACAAGUUGUGGCCUGUUUUUUCAAAUGAACCAGGCUGGCCAAAUUCAGGUUACAGAGGAAAUCUACCUUGUGGGUAGAAAGUGCAGAGAACUGAAUGCCCUUCCUCUGGAUCUCUAAGGAGCGAGGCUACUUCCCCCGUUGUUCCAUUGUGUUCCAGUGUUCUGCUUUUGUUCUUUGUCCUGACCUACACUCUGUGUAUCUCUGCAUAUCUCUAGGACAGUCUCAUAAUGUGACAGAACUGGAGACAGAGACACACAGAGGCAGAAAGGCCUCCUUCAGGAUGAGCAGGGUUAGAAUAAUCAUAAUCCAGGAAAACCCAGUAACUCAAGAAAAGGAACUGCCCCAGGAUUGCUGAGGCAAAGUGAAACUACAAAGCUGAUUGGAGAUGUCACCAGAGGUUUUCACAAAUCUUGAAGCAACCUGAUGACACCUGGAAUUCAGAUUAUUUUCUUCCUCCACAUUUAGAACCAUAGGAAGCUAAGGAAUUUAUUUGCAAUUUUAAAAAAAGAUGGAAGAAAGAAGAAAAUUAAUUUGUUAUGGGCUUGUUAAUUGUCUUGAAAUAAAGGAGGUUUUGAUAGAUGCUGUAGAAAGAAAACGUAUAAGGCAUCGUGGUGGUUCUUAUGUUUUGAGAGAGCGGGAGUAGGCACAGAUAAUUAUGGUAUGAGUCAAGACACUAUCCUGGUUGAAUGAUGCAUGCAGUGAGGAUAUAGCUUUUGAGGAAUAGGAAGCCAGUUUUAGCUUGAAUGACAGGGAAGGAGGUGGUUCUUAAAAAAUAGGCUGGUUUUCUGUCAGUGGAAUUGAUGGAAAGGGCAUUCUAGGUGAAGUGAGUAAAAUAAUCAAAUAUCUGAAGGAAGGAAAAUGACAAGCAUUUAAGUAAAAGAGUGACUAGACAUUUCUAUUCGAUAAAUAAAGCUGGAAGACACUGUGUAAUGUCUGAAAGCCUAUCUAUGAAUUUUGGACUUGAUUCCAUAAGCAACAGAGAACUUUGAAGUUUGCAAGCAGAAGUGACACAACAUUCUUGACAUUCUGGUCCAUGGACUGCAACCCCCUCCCGUGACCCGUGGGACUGUAAGCUCCUUGAAGACAGAGGCCAUGACUGUUCUGCUUACUAUAUAUAUAUACAGUGUCUCACACAAUGUCUGGUAUAUGAUAUGCCUGCAACAAGUACACUGAAUUAAUGGAUGAACUUUUCUGGAGGUGGUUUAGCAGAUGAAUUAGUUUGGCAAAGAGACUGGGAACAAAGUGAGCAUUUGUUCCACAGCUUCACAUUUGGAUACCUACAAUAUGCCCAGCUCUGUGAGAGGUGCUAAGAACGCAAAGAUUAAUAGAUGUGAUGCUGCCCUCAGGGUGGCCAAAUUCAAGGGGAAAGGAUGUUGUGUAAGCUAUACAUUAUACUAGCCUGAGAUAAGUUUUCAAAGAGAGGUAAGCAUGGUAUUGCCACCAGGAAAGGAAUGAACAGCUCUAUCCAGGAAGGCUUGGGCAAGUGCUUGUCAGGAGGUUAAGUCACACCCUGACCCAAGAUCAGGAGUAACAGGCUGCAGAUGCCUAGGUGUGGAGAGAUCAGACACGCAGAAGAUAGACAAAUUGGGGACCCAAGAGAAAAGACUCUAGGUUUUGAACUGGAUUCUGAAGGUACAUUUCUUUCAUAUGCGGUGAUACUUGCUUCAAGGUGCCUACUAUUAGGUUCCUGGUCUUUGCAACUAUCGAUGCCAAAUGCAUCUUAUCCACCCGUUUUCCAUGAGUUGAUUUCCGAUACAGGCCGCCUGCUCUGCCUGCAAAGGGAAUGGCUGCAAGCUGUGGCAGCUUUCCACUCCUCCCUUGGAAUCACCUGGGCUUGCUUUCUCUUUGCUGGCUAAUUUCUCUCUUGCAAACUUUUCUAGGAGUUGUGCUGAUGCUUCCAGCCAUUAACUUCGAUAGUGCCCAAAAUAGCAUGACAAAGUCUGAGCCCGCCAUCAGGGCGGGUGGACACAGAGCUCGGGGUCAGUGGCAUGAAUCCACAGAAGCUGUUGAACUUGAAAAUUUUAGUAUAAACUACAAGAAUGAGAGAAAUUUCAGCAAACAUCCUCAGCAUAAACUAUUUCAGGAGAUCUUUACCGCCUUGGUGAAAAAUAGACUCAUAUGCAGAGAGUGGGUUAAUCGAGCCCCAUCUAUUCAUUUUCUGAGAGUGUUAAUCUGUCUGAGGCUACUGAUGAGGGAUCCAUGUUAUCAGGAAAUACUCCAUAGCUUAGGUGGGAUUGAAAACCUAGCUCAGUAUAUGGAGAUUGUAGCCAAUGAGUACCUCGGCUAUGGAGAAGAGCAGCACACUGUGGACAAGCUGGUCAACAUGACAUAUAUUUUUCAAAAACUUGCUGCAGUCAAAGAUCAAAGAGAAUGGGUCACCACAAGCGGAGCCCACAAGACAUUAGUAAAUUUACUUGGUGCCCGAGAUACUAAUGUUCUAUUGGGUUCCCUUCUGGCCCUGGCUAGUUUAGCAGAAAGUCCAGAAUGUAGGGAGAAGAUAAGUGAACUCAACAUUGUAGAAAAUCUGUUGAUGAUUUUACAUGAAUAUGACUUGCUUUCUAAAAGACUAACAGCGGAGUUGCUGCGCCUACUUUGUGCAGAGCCCCAGGUGAAAGAGCAGGUGAAGCUCUACGAGGGGAUACCUGUCCUCCUCAGUUUGCUCCACUCGGACCACUUGAAGCUGCUCUGGAGCGUUGUCUGGAUUCUGGUACAGGUUUGUGAAGACCCUGAGACCAGCGUGGAAAUUCGCAUUUGGGGAGGCAUCAAACAGCUUCUUCAUAUUUUACGAGGAGACAGAAAUUUUGUUUCUGAUCGCUCCUCCAUUGGAAGCCUGUCCAGUGCAAAUGCUGCAGGCCGAAUCCAGCAGCUUCAUUUAUCAGAAGACUUGAGCCCUAGGGAAAUACAAGAAAAUACUUUCUCACUUCAAGCAGCCUGCUGUGCUGCCCUCACUGAGCUGGUGCUCAAUGACACCAAUGCCCACCAGGUGGUUCAGGAAAAUGGUGUAUAUACAAUAGCAAAAUUAAUUUUACCAAAUAAGCAAAAGACUGCAGCAAAAACUAAUCUAUUACAGUGUUAUGCUUUCAGAGCCUUGAGAUUUCUCUUCAGUAUGGAAAGAAACAGACCACUCUUUAAAAGACUUUUCCCCACAGAUUUGUUUGAGAUCUUCAUUGACAUAGGGCAUUAUGUACGUGAUAUCAGUGCUUAUGAAGAAUUGGUAUCCAAGCUGAAUUUAUUAGUGGAGGAUGAACUGAAGCAAAUUGCUGAAAAUAUUGAAAGCAUUAAUCAGAACAAAGCUCCUUUGAAAUAUAUAGGCAACUAUGCGAUUUUGGAUCAUCUUGGAAGUGGAGCUUUUGGCUGUGUUUACAAGGUUAGAAAGCGUAGUGGUCAAAAUCUUCUAGCAAUGAAAGAGGUCAAUUUACAUAACCCAGCAUUUGGAAAGGAUAAGAAAGAUAGAGACAGCAGCGUAAGGAAUAUUGUUUCUGAAUUAACAAUAAUUAAAGAGCAGCUUUAUCAUCCCAACAUUGUACGUUAUUACAAAACAUUUCUGGAAAACGAUAGGUUGUACAUAGUUAUGGAACUUAUAGAAGGAGCCCCGCUUGGAGAGCAUUUCAGUUCUUUGAAGGAAAAACAUUACCAUUUUACUGAAGAAAGACUAUGGAAAAUAUUUAUACAGCUGUGCUUAGCUCUUCGAUACUUACACAAGGAGAAGAGGAUUGUCCAUAGAGAUCUGACACCAAACAACAUUAUGUUGGGGGAUAAGGACAAAGUAACAGUUACUGACUUUGGCCUGGCAAAGCAAAAACAAGAAAACAGUAAACUCACGUCUGUUGUUGGAACAAUCCUGUAUUCUUGCCCUGAGGUACUGAAGAGUGAGCCGUAUGGGGAGAAGGUUGAUGUCUGGGCAGCAGGUUGCAUCCUUUAUCAGAUGGCGACUUUGAAUCCCCCCUUCUACAGCACUAACAUGCUGUCCUUGGCUACAAAAAUAGUGGAGGCGGUAUAUGAACCAGUGCCAGAAGGUAUCUACUCUGAAAAAGUAACAGACACCAUCAGCAGGUGCCUCACUCCUGAUGCGGAAGCUCGUCCAGAUAUUGUAGAAGUCAGUUCGAUGAUAUCAGAUGUCAUGAUGAAAUAUUUAGACAACUUAUCUACAUCCCAGUUGUCCUUGGAGAAGAAGCUAGAACGGGAACGAAGACGCACACAAAGGUAUUUUAUGGAAGCCAACCGGAACACCGUCACAUGUCACCAUGAGCUGGCUCUUCUAUCUCACGAGACCUUUGAGAAGGCAAGCUUGAGUAGCAGCAGCAGUGGAGCAGCCAGCCUGAAAAGUGAACUUUCAGAAAGCGCAGACCUGACCCCUGAAGGCUUCCAGGCCUCCUGUGGUAAAGAUGAAGACAGGGCCUGUGACGAAAUCCUGUCAGAUGAUAACUUCAACCUGGAAAAUACUGAGAAAGAUACAUAUUCAGAGGUAGAUGAUGAAUUGGACAUUUCGGAUAACUCCAGCAGCUCCAGUUCAAGCCCUCUGAAAGAAUCUACAUUCAACAUUUUAAAGAGAAGUUUUAGUGCUUCAGGAGGAGAAAGACAAUCCCAAACAAGGGACUUCACUGGAGGAACAGGAUCAAGACCAAGACCAGCUUUGCUGCCUCUCGACCUGCUUCUGAAAGUGCCACCCCUCAUGCUCAGGGCCCACAUUAAGGAACUAGAGGCCGAGUUAGUGACAGGGUGGCAGUCCCAUAGCCUUCCUGCUGUGAUUCUUCGAAAUCUCAAAGAUCAUGGGCCACAGAUGGGCACAUUCUUGUGGCAAGCAUCGGCAGGAAUUGCUGUGUCCCAGAGGAAAGUGCGUCAGAUCAGCGAUCCUAUUCAGCAGAUAUUAAUACAGCUGCACAAAAUAAUCUAUAUCACACAGCUUCCUCCAGCUUUGCACUACAAUUUGAAAAGAAGGGUUAUAGAGAGAUUCAAGAAAUCCCUCUUCAGCCAGCAGAGUAACCCUUGUAAUUUGAAAUCUGAAAUUAAAAAGUUGUCUCAGGGAUCUCCAGAACCGAUUGAGCCCAACUUUUUCACAGCAGAUUACCAUUUAUUACAUCAUUCAUCCAGUGGAAACAGCAUGUCCCCAAAUGACCCUACAGGUUUACCAACCAGCUUUGAAUUGGAGGAAGGAAUAACGUAUGAACAGAUGCAGAUUGUGAUUGAAGAAGUCCUUGAGGAAAGUGGCUAUUACAAUUUUACAUCUAACAGAAGAGCUGAAAACUCACUCCUAUCACUUAAAUCUACCCACUAUGUGCACGGAAGGCUAGGGACAAAGUGCAACUGAACAAAGAAUCAUUUCUUGUGAAUUUGAGAUAUAUUUGUGGAGAAGAGACUUUGCUAUUGUAUGUUGCCAUUUGUUUACCCUAAAUAAAAAACCUCCAUUUACUGGAGCUGUAUGUUAUCUUCCAAUAUAGCUAUUAUUGUUGUUCUAAGAAUAUAUGCUAUUUUAUCAACCACAUCAAUUUUUAUAAUUUUAGUUUUGGAAAUAGUGUUGGCACAACAAUUUGAGUACAAUUAGUUUACUAAGAAGUUAUUCAAGAAAGAUUUUAUAAUCAAGCAAAUUAGCACUGUAGUUGAUUGGAGCCUGAUCCCACUGGGGAAAUCUAAGAGCUGGUGUAGAACAUGUACCAGGGCCAUCCCACAUGAAGAGUGAGAGAGCUGAGGUAUUUAUCCUCCAAUCUCCAUCAGUCAUUGUUUAAGGCCUUUCCCUAGGAAGUGUUAAUUCCCUGUUUUUUUCUGGCCUUUUGUAAAUAUGAACAAAGAAGACUCCAGGGGUCAGAGAAAUCCUCAGGAAAAGAAAUGCAGAUAUUUCUUUAUGAAUUUCUUUAUGUAUUGGCAGGUAGAAAUCUGCCAGCAUGCUUUGAAGUGGAAUAGAUAGGGGUAUGGGCGUUUACAGUGUCUGCCACACAAGAGUUGUCUCUUGACUUACCUAAGGAGCCUACUCAUAGCUGAGUCAUCAAAUUGAUUGCAAGUAUCCACACACACACACACACACACACACACUCUAUAUGGGCCACAGUUGUUUUAGGAGGCAUAGUCCUUUGGAGUCUAUUCUCUCAAAGUGGUCUUUUAUGCCUGGAGGGACUGCCUUCCUUUUCAAUUAUUGAAACUAUUUUGUGACCGUCAUUUAAAUUAUUCCAGAAGUCUUCACCAAAGAUGACUAGUAACAACAGGAAGAGAAAGAGGCUCAAGAACCUCCUGUUAAGGUCAUUAUAUAGAAAUUAGAUUCUUUUUUAAGGUUAGUUCAGUCUCCAGUGUUUCUUCUCCUUUUUCUUCUUCUUCUCCCAUUUCAAGGA